This is a messenger RNA of Symbiodinium sp. CCMP2592, 224 nucleotides long. NCBI's taxonomy places the organism in Eukaryota, Dinophyceae, Suessiales, Symbiodiniaceae. The record is from the annotation of a GenBank genome assembly.
GUAUGAUCGAGUUCCUCUCGCACGAGAUGCAGCGUGCCAAGUUCAACAUGUGGCUGGAUGAAUGGAGAGACUGUGUGACUGAGGAUAUUUUGGAAAGCAACAUCCCGUGCACUUCGGCCAUUGUCUACCACUGGUGCCAGCACGGCUUUGAGGGGUUCGGCCAAUCCAGAGGUGCCACAGACUAUCUGUACCCGAAGGGCCUGGAUUUCAGUCUUACCAAGCAU